AUGGCAAAAGCUGUUGGCAUCGAUUUGGGAACAUCAUACUCGUGUGUCGGUGUUUGGCAAAAUGACAAUGUUGAAAUUAUUGCCAAUGACUACGGUAGUUUUACGACGCCUUCGUAUGUCGCUUUCACCGAAGAAGGACGUCUUAUUGGAGAUUCUGCUAGAAAUCAAGCUAGCAUGAACCCUUAUAAUACUGUAUUUAGCUCUAAACGUCUCCUUGGCUGUAGGUAUAGUGACCAAGAAGUUCAAUCCGAUAUGAAGGUCGUCGAUAAGAGUGGAAAACCAUGCAUCAGAGUAGAAUUCAAAGGCGAAAUUAAGGAUUUCACACCCGAAGAAAUUUCUUCUAUGAUAUUGGUAAAGAUGAAGCAAACUGCAGAAGCUUAUCUUGGUACAAAAGUUAAUAAUGCCGUCAUUUCGUCAACAGCUUACUUUAAUGACUCUCAACGUCAAUCUAUAAAAGAUGCUGCUAUGAUCGCUGGUUUAAAUGUACUACGAAUAGUUAAUGCACCGACUUUAGCAGCUAUGACAUUUGGUUUUGAUAAGAAAAAUAUUUGUGAACGAAACGUUCUUAUCUUAGAUUUAGGUGGUGGUACGUUUGAUGUUUCUCUCAUAACUAUCGAAGAGGGUAUUUAUGAAGUAAAAGCCGUUGCUAGUGACACACAUCUUGGCGGCGAGGAUUUCGACAAUCGGAUUGUAAAUCAUUUCAUAAAGGAAUUCAAACGCAAAUUUAAAAAAGAUCUUAUAACGAAUGCACGUGCUCUCCUUCGAUUAAGAUUUGCUUGUGAUCGUGCAAAACGUAAACUUUCAUCAUCAGCACAAACUUCCAUAGAAAUAGAUUCUUUUUUCGAGGGUAUAGAUUUUUAUACCUCCUUAACACGUUCUAGAUUUGAAGAAUUAAAUAAAGACUUGUUCCGAUCCAUAAUGGAACCUGUUGAAAAAGUACUUCGAGAUUCUAAAAUCGACAAAAGUCAAAUUCAUGAAAUUGUUCUGGUCGGUGGUUCAACACGUAUUCCCAAGAUUCAAGAGUUGAUAUCAGAGUUUUUUAAUGGUAAAGAACUAAACAAAUCUAUUAAUCCUGAUAAAGCAGUGGCGUAUGGUGCUGCCGUUCAAGCUGCUAUUGUAACUGGUGAUGCUUCUGAAAAAACUCGAGAUAUAAUAUUAUUGGAUGUCGCCGCUUUGUCUCUUGGUAUUGAAACUGCUGGAGGUGUCAUGAAACCGCUUAUUAAGCGUAAUACUACAAUACCUACGAAGAAAUUCGAAAUUAUUUCAACAGAUUUUGAAAAUCAAUCGGAAUUGCUUAUUCGAAUUUUUGAAGGUGAACGUGCCCGUACUAAAGAUAAUAACUUGCUUGGUGAGUUCGAAUUGACCGGAAUUCAUCCAGCACCAAAGGGUGUUCCACAAAUCGAAGUCGUAUUUGAUAUUGAUGUAAACUGCAUCUUAAACGUAUCUGCUGUUGAUAAAACAACUGGACGAUCGAAUAAGAUAACCAUCACGAAUGACAAAGGUCGAUUGUCAAGGGAAGAAAUCAGGCUUAUCGAAGCCGAGAAAUAUCGUUAUGAUGAUGAGAAAGUUGCCAGAACGGAACUGGCACGAAAUGAAUUAGAAAGUUAUGCAUAUAACUUACGUACAACACUUGAAGACGAGAAAUUUCCUAUUAAUUUACUUAAAGAAGCGAUUCAACAAUCGAUUACAUGGCUUGAAAACAAUCAAUAUGCAGAGAUGGAUGAAUAUUAUGAGAAGAAGGAAUUACUGGAAAGCAUUGCCAACCCAAUUAUGAUGAAGCUUUUUGAUGAGCGCAGAAAAUGUUGA
This is a messenger RNA of Funneliformis geosporum, 1806 nucleotides long. The record is from the annotation of a GenBank genome assembly. NCBI's taxonomy places the organism in Eukaryota, Fungi, Glomeromycota, Glomeromycetes, Glomerales, Glomeraceae.